Messenger RNA from Aureobasidium subglaciale EXF-2481, 466 nucleotides. RefSeq lists its product as uncharacterized. NCBI's taxonomy places the organism in Eukaryota, Fungi, Ascomycota, Dothideomycetes, Dothideales, Saccotheciaceae. The record is from RefSeq and is a predicted model, not a curated record. Bases 107 to 409 code for a protein of 100 amino acids. The transcript has a single exon.
CCAUCGUUCAUGUCUAGAGCUGUAUUUGUGUAGACACUGGUGCGUAGACAGACCAGAGAAAGUGAACUCUGACGAUUGUUUUCUGUGUUCAUGUUCUGUACAAACAAUGUCAAGAUCGCUUCCCGCAUGUCAAACAGAGACAGAGGUGAGCCUUGACUUGAUUGGUCUACCAAGACACAUGAUACAAAGAGAUGUACUUCUCAUCUCCCUGGCGAUCGUAUGCACAACUCAACUACCCUGCAUAGUCUAUUUUUGCUGGGAUUGCACAGAGAAAUCAGGACGAUGCAAAGCCGCAGAGCAUUGUUGGUUUGAAUUCCUUCGCCACACUCGCUCGAGCAUUGUUCAGGUCUGUGAGAGUCAUUGGUCUGGGCAUCAGACGCUCAAGGGUCACACAACAAGACGCUAUUAGUUACACGUUCAAACGGCGAGUGCCUUCCCCGGAACACAUUGCUUGUACUGUUUAUAA